This is a messenger RNA of Chara braunii, 6466 nucleotides long. Lineage: Eukaryota; Viridiplantae; Streptophyta; Charophyceae; Charales; Characeae. The record is from the annotation of a GenBank genome assembly.
GCAGCCAAGCCCAAACAGGGACCCAAGGCACCGCAGAUCCCGCGCAAGCGACGCACAGCCAUGGCUGCAGCAGCCGACAGCAACAUGCCAGGCAGUCCCAAGAGGCCGGUUCCCCCUCCUGUGCCAGUUCAACGGGCAGAUGAAGACGCACUCGCGUUUCUCGAGCGUCUCCAACAGUAUACGGAGAGCAAUGCCACCGAACUCCGCACAUGGGAGAAGGAGAAUGCCGCCCGACGGGAAGCCAUCCGACUCCAACAAGAAGUGGAACAGGCAGCACGUCAGCAGGCCGCUGCCGACUCUGCAGCAGCCGCACGGAUGCAGCUGCAGCAGCUCGAGGCAAGUCAGACUCAUGCUCGGUACCAGGCUGCCAUGAACCUUCUCAACGAAGAAGCCGCAUACGGCAGAGUACUUCGACAGCAGCACUUCCGAGCAACUGAGGAGCAAGAAGAACCAACCGAGGACAAGAGAAAUAGGGAAACUACAGCAGUCUUGAUUGAGAACCUGCGGUACACGUACAAUGGGCAACAACGUGAACUGUUGGCUAUGCGGCAGGCCGACACCGGCAUGCUGCAGGCUGCCGACAGCCAACAGCAGGCCAUCAACGACCGAUUGCAGGACUGCGUCGAUGCCGGGAUGGCACGACUGUCCACAGUCAAGUCAACGGGCGGUGCAGUUUCAGACAGCAGCCCAGCUUUGGCCACUCAAGCCAAACAGCUCGAUGAGCGGAUCAAUCACAUCGUCGCAUCCCUUGGCGACAUCAGCAAGUUUGCCGGAACCUCGACAGUCAACAGUCAAUUGAAGACGCUCAACGAUCAAGUCCAGCAACGAGCGGCCGCCAAGGAAUGGAAGAUGUCGAACUUCAAGAUCGAGAAGUUCGACGAUUACCAUAAGACUGAUCCGCUGCAAUGGUGGAUGGCGUUCAACGCGGCGGCUAACGUACAUCAUACUCCGCCCCUACGGCGGAUGGACGCAUUGUACCUCCAACUUAUAGGUGGGGCGCAAGCAUUCAUGACGCACAUGGCCGUCACGCUCGAAUGUACCAUCGCCACCCUCCACACGAAGAUCACGUGGGAGGAGUUUGAGAAGAAGUGGAAGACCCGGUUCAUGGUGAACAACGACAAGCGUCACGCCUUGAACAAGAUCUUCCGCAUCUUCCAAGGCCAGCAACCUUUGCGAGAAUGGCUGACGGAGUGGCAAAGACUCGUCGCCACCCCGGAGUUGAACCUGCCGUUCGACUCAAUCCGAGGCGAGUUCUUCGCCCGAUCUUGCGAGGCCUUGACAGCUGCUCUUGGCAGCGAAUUCGAGUAUAAGAACUUUGACAACAUGAUCGCCAAAGCUAGAGAACUUAUACAAGCACCAAACACAUCACUAGCGCCUGCCUCGACAAGGACAAGGAGAAUGUUGCACCAAACACAUCACCAGCGCCUGCCUCGACAAGGACAAGGAGAAUGUCAAUGUCAAAGGUCCGGGCUCGGGAAACUGAGCACCGCGGGAAGUGCCGCGACAACACUUCCCAGUCCGCCGGAGUCGGCUGCCUUGCUAGCAGCCUCUCUCACAUCCGGGGACACCGCGGUAGUCGCAAGUUCUCGCGUUGAGUUUGAGAACUAUGCUGUCGAGCUGGUCCCACCGUUGAACCAGCCUCUCCACGUGCAAGAUUCAAGCGUAUGCGCGGCAGUUCCGCCGUCGGACAACGAACCGGUUGCUUCGCCAGCCCUUCUAUCGGAGGAUCCGUCAACUUGGGCGAGACUUGAGGAAUUCGACCCGUUGACGGUUGAGGACUUCCAAUGGUUGCCUCUUCCCUCCACCCGUUCUUUGCCAACUCCGCAUUGCAAUGCCUUAAUGGCACAUCUAUGCGAAUACUUGCAUGUUGCAGUACCACCUCCGUCGACGGACGGCGGAGUAGCGGUUGUUGAUCUUCGUAACUAUCUUGCGAAGAUCGACCGUGAGUACGAAACGCAACGGUACGUCGACAACGACGCGCCGCUCCUCUACAUCCGCAUUCAGAUCGGAAAGGCGACCUGCAGUGCCUUGAUCGAUUAUGGAGCGACUAGCAACUACAUCAUCCAAGACUUCAUGGCACGUGCGGGGCUGGGCCCGCGCGUUCGAAGGAAAAGUCAGCCUACGCACGUCACGUUGGCCGAUGGUCACGCGCAAAAGUCAAUCGACCGAUGCGUUGACUCGGUGCCCGUGUACUUUGCCCCGCUAGCAUGCAAGGUCGUGUCUUUCGACAUAUUGGACACCAAGUUCGAUAUGAUCCUAGGCAUGUCGUGGCUGCAAAGCGAAGACCAUCCGGUGAACUUCCAUCGACGCACCGUUCACGUUCGUGAUCGGCGUGGCAAACUAGUCCCGUGUACGGUGCCGCUUCCUCAUCCUUCGAUUGGUUAUCACGUGGUAUCCGCGGCGAGCAUUCGCCAAUCCAUCCGGCGGAACGACAUCGAGGAGAUGGGCAUAUGUUUUCUUCACGCCCUCCCACCCGGUGAUCAGCUCAAGACGGAUACGUCGGACCCACGCAUCAUUGAGCUGUUGGACAGCUACGAGGAUGUCUUUCAAGCUCCCGCCGGAGUCAUAUCGGAUCGGCCCAUACGCCACGGGAUCACCUUCGAGGACGGCGCCGUACCUCCGCGCGGAUGUGUAUACCGCAUGAGCGAAGAGGAACUUCAAGUGCUUCGGGCACAACUAGACGACCUCUUGGCCAAGGGCUGGAUUCGCCCUAGGUGUUCGCCAUACGGUACUCCCGUUCUCUUCGUCCGGAAGAAGAACAAGGACCUUCGUUUGUGCAUCGACUAUCUGAAACUUUACGUGCAAACGAUCAAGAACGUCGGCCCUCUCCCUCAGAUCGAUGAUCUUCUCGAGCGACUAGGCGGCACCAAGUACUUCUCGAAGCUUGACCUCAAGUCCGGAUAUCACCAGAUUGAGAUCCAGCCAAGAGAUCGGUACAAAACCGCUUUCAAGACGCGGUAUGGGCAUUUUGAGUGGAUCGUCAUGCCUUUCGGUGUCACCAAUGCCCCGACUACUUUCCAAGCGGCUAUGACGACGGAAUUCCACGACUUACUCGACCGCACCGUGCUCAUUUACCUCGAUGACAUCUUGGCUUAUAACCGGACACUGAACGAGCACCUCGAGCACCUUCGCGCCGUUUUGGAGCGGCUUCGAAUCGCCAAGUACAAGACGAACCGCGACAAGUGCAUUCGUCCGCUCGCGGACAAGGUACAAGCUAUUCAAGAUUGGCCGGACCUCAAGUGUACUACCGACGUCCGCUCCUUUCUCGGCUUGGCAUCGUACUACAUGCGCUUCGUCAAAGGAUUCCAACAUAUCGCUGCACCAUUGUCGCGACUUCAGUCCCCCUUGGUGCCCUUCGAGUUCAGCGACGAGGCCCGGCAUGCGUUUCACACGUUGAAGACGGCUUUGCUUCAAGCUCCCGUCUUAAGCAUCUAUGACCCGACUUUGCCCACCAAAGUGACUACGGAAGCUUCCGUUUAUGGCAUUGGCGCGGUUUUGGAACAACAUGACGGCACAGACUGGCAUCCGGUUGAGUACUUCAGCCAAAAGGUGCCGCCCAUCAACACUCUUGAUGAUGCGAGGAAGAAGGAACUCCUAGCUUUUGUCACAGUACUUGAGCGUUGGCGUCACUUUCUCCUUGGGCGUCAGCGAUUCACGUGGGCAACGGACAACAAUCCGUUGAAAUAUUACAAGAUGCAAGACACCGUGCGCAGCACGAUCGGUCGAUGGAUGUACUUCAUCGACCAGUUCGCCUUCACCUCCAAGCACAUUCCGGGUUCCUCGAACAAGGCGGCAGAUGCUCUCUCGCGAAGACCUGAUCUUUGCGCCUUGGUGGACUCCACAUUCGGCCUCGACGAGAACCUGCAACAACACUUUGUAAACGGUUACAAGUCGGAUCCGGGAUUCUCCACUCUCUAUGCGGACUUAUCAUCGGAUCAACCGUCGGCAAGCAACUAUCGCAUUGACGACGGCUACUUGCGUCUUCAUACACGAGGCAAGGACUCGUUGUGUGUUCCCCAAGACCGCAUCUUGCGCACUCGCCUCCUUGGCGAAUACAAUGAUUCACGGCUGGCGGGACACCUUGGCGUCGCAUGCACACUGGUACGACUCCGCCAGCGAUUUCACUGGUCGAACAUCAUCAGCAACGUCAAUCGGUAUAUUCAGUCAUGUGCAGUUUGCCACCGGAACAAAGGGUGCCAUCAGCUCCCUUACGACGAACUGAAACCAUUGUCGAUUCCUCGGGCACCGGGUCUCUCCAUUGCUAUGGAUGUGACCAGUCCUUUCCCUCGCAAUCGCCUUGGUCAUGAUGGUAUUCUCACGGUCGUUGACCGUUUGAGCAAGUACGCUCGAUUUCUUCCAUGCAAGUAUCAUGCGACGGCUCCCGAGCUCGCACGACUUUUGCAUACCGACUGGUUUUGCAGCCACGGCAUUCCGGAAGACAUCGUCAGCGACCGCGACACUCGUUUCAUGUCGGCCUUUUGGACGACACUUAUGGUGGAAUCCGGCACCAGCAUGAAUCCGAGUUCCUCACGGCAUCCUCAAACGGAUGGGCAAACGGAACGUGCGCACCAGACUGCGCAGAUGAUGCUCCGCACACUCAUCCACCCGGAUCAGAAGGACUGGGUUGAUCGCCUUCCCGACAUCGAGUUCGCCUAUAACACUUCGGUGCACCCGGCGAUUGGCGUGACUCCAUUCGAGUUACACCAUGUUGGACGGAAAGGACGUAUCUUCGCAGACAUUUUGCUUCCACAGGCUGCCGAUAUAGACGCCGCUUGCUCCCCCGUUUCUACACGGAAGUACAGGGAACUGCUGGCCAAAGCCCGCGCAAACAUGCAAAAGGCUCAGUCCGAGUCAGUCCAAGCUGGCGAGUCUCCGACGGACAGUGCGGAACCACAAGGAUCUGCACGAGGAUACCACACGGGCACUCAAUUCCCGUGUACAACACUUGGAGCUAGCAGCACCAGGACCAGAUGCUGGCGAACCCAGCAGUGCAGCUCAACCCGCCAAUUGGAGGAACGAGUUGACUAUGUAGUCGCAAUGCUCGACGACAUCAGCACCUUCGCCACACCAGCCACCAUCAACGAGCAGCUGGACACCUUGAAGACUGAGGUUUGGCAACUGCACCAGCUGCCUGACAAGGAUGGCAACACCAGUGCGCAGCAGUACAAGAUGCCGACAUUCCGGAUCGAAAAGUUUGAUGAUUAUACGCAUGAAGACCCGGUCCCCUGGUGGCAGGGUUUUACGACGGAACUGCGGAGUCAUAACGUCCCCGAGCACUCGUACAUCGGGGCGUUGUUCCUUAACUCAAAGGGCGGAUGCCAGAUCUGGCUCAGCCACCUGGCAACCAUCCACGGCGUCCAGGUCGCCGAUCUACACAAGAAGAUCUCUUGGGAAGAUCUGAAGAGACAAUGGAAGAAGCGAUUCAUCAUUGACGACGCCGCGACGCUCGCCAUCAACCGCCUCUUCAGCAUGGCUCAAGGCAACACACCAACAUGUGACUGGCUCACGGAGUGGCAAAAGAUCGUGGCAACACCCAAUCUUGACUUGCCAUUUCCACAUCUGGGCCGGGAGUUCUACAACCGGUCGUGUGCCACCUUGAACCUCGCACUCGGUGAUCGCGAGCAAUACACAACCUUCGCCGAAAUCAUCGACAAGGCGCGAGAGAUCAUCAAGACCAACCGGACUGCUGCACACGAGAAGUCAGCGUGGCAGCCAGCCCAUGUGGAGAAAGGAAAAUUUGGUCCGCAUCCGCAGCAAGUCGCCGCAGUCCAACCGGACAACAUUGCAGAAGACCCGGCAGCCACCCCAGCAUCACGUGAGGGAGAUCAGCCGAAGUUUGGACGAGCACGUGGAGCGCAUGCGCACUGUUUUGGACCGACUACAACAAGCCAAGUACAAAGCCAACCGCGACAAAUGCGAAUUCGCGCGGCAAGAGCUCGAGUCUUGGGCCAUUAUGUGACGUCGCAAGGCAUCCGUCCGCUUGCAUACAAGAUCAAGGCCAUCUGCGUAUGGCCUGAGCCCACCAACACCAUGGACAUUCGCUCAUUCAUGGGGUUGGCAGGCUACUAUCAAUGCUUCAUCACCGGGUACUCAAGGAUUGUCGCACCAUUGAUGAGAUUACAAUCGCCAAAGGUGCCAUUCGUGAGCAAUGACGACGCGCGGUGGUCAUUCCAAGCACUCAAGACGACCAUGCUCAUGGCACCUGUCCUUAGCAUCUACGACCCCACCUUGCCAACGAGAGUGACAACUGCCGCUUCAGGCUAUGGCAUUGGGGCAAUCUUGGAACAACAUGACGGCGGCGACUGGCACCCCGUGGAGUAUUUCAGCCACAAAGUGCAUCCCAUCAAUUCACUUGAUGAUGCAAGGAAGAAGGAGCUUCUCGCAUUCGUGAUGGCUCUCAAGUGAUGGCGGCACUUCCUCCUUGGACGUCGUAGGUUCACAUGGGUCACUUAUCACAACCCAUUGA